Molecule: messenger RNA, 1209 nt
Organism: Notechis scutatus (mainland tiger snake)
Lineage: Eukaryota; Metazoa; Chordata; Lepidosauria; Squamata; Elapidae
Gene: ANKS4B
Product: ankyrin repeat and sterile alpha motif domain containing 4B
Molecular function (GO): protein binding
Source: RefSeq, a predicted model, not a curated record
AUGGCCACUCGCUUCCACCGAGCAGCUGCGGACGGCAACCUGGAAUUACUGAAAGAAGCCACCCGAAAGGACCUCAACACCGCCGAUGCGGAUGGCAUGACGCCCACACUCCUGGUGGCAUACCACGGCAACGUGGAAGCUCUGGAAAUCGCCUGCAGGCGGGGAGGUGAUCCCAACGUGUGUGACAUUUGGGGAAACACACCACUGCACCAUGCGGCCUCGAACGGCCACACCCCCUGCGUCUCCUUCCUGAUCAAUUUCGGCGCCAACGUUUUCGCCCUCGACAAUGACAUGCGCUCGCCCCUUGACGUGGCGGCCAGCCGGAGCCAGUAUCCAUGCGUCCAGAUCCUCGACAAGGCAGCCACUGAGCAGAACGCCAAAAGCCCCAAGCGCGUCGCUCGCCUGAAGGCCCAGGCCCAACGCGACGUCCCACGACAAAUCCGCCUGUGUGAAAAACGCCAAGAGAAGCACCAGCUUGAGAUGACCAAGCGGUUCCACAAAGGAUCUGUCCCGUUGGGCCACAGCUCCGCCACCAGGGCGAAAGUGUCUCACUUCUUCGCCACCGGUUCGCUCAGCGACGUCCCCAAACAGUUGAAGGACACCUUCAAACUGAAGACCAGGAAGAAAGAGGAGAAUGGCACAGCCGGCAGCCGUGGAGCAGAGAAGGAGGGCUUCGCGGAAGAAACUGCCGUGAUGGAUUCUGAGAAGGUAGAAGAUCUGAUGUGUGGCUUUCGAAAGAAGAUCGGCUUUUCGGAAGAAGCAGAAGAGGACUUGGGACAGAGGUCUAUUUUCAACCGCCCAGGUCUGGGCAACCUCGUCUUUAGAAGCCAGAAGACGGAGACCUUGCUUUCUGAGAAAGAAGACAGGGCCUUUCAAAUCCCGGAGCUCUUUCAUCUCAAGGAGACACUUGAUGGUUCAGACCAUGAGGAUGACCCUGACGUCUCCUGGAUGGAAGAAGCAGGUGGGUGGGAUGAGGACAAAGAAGAAGCCCCUCCCCUUGAAGUGUUCCUGGUCGCCUAUCAUCUCCACGACUUCCUCCCCAUCCUGAUGAGGGAGAACAUUGAUUUGGAAAGCCUGAUGCUUUGUUCCGAUGAAGAUCUGCAGAACAUCCAGAUGCAGCUGGGGCCUCGCAAGAAAGUUCUCCAUGCCAUCAGUAAAAGGAAGCUAGCUUUGGAAAAGCCAGGUUUGGUCAGGGACACCCGAUUAUAA